AUGAAGUUUGCCUCUGCAACGGCUCUUGUAGCCUCGUGCCUUGCAGCGUCGGCCCUGGCUGCCCCUCGACUGGAGAACAGAGAUGGUGACAAGUUUGACCAGGGUCUCCCAAUUAGCAAAACUGGAAAGGGAGGUCCUAUCAACGGCGGCACCAACCACGAGCUUGACUUGCAGAACCCCGACAACCUGGGCCGACAGUCGACAGAUAACGGAGUCGUUCCGAACCUGAAGUGGAGCUUUUCUGACUCGAAGACGAGAAUCCUCAAGGGCGGUUGGGUCCGAGAGCAGGUUGUUCAGGAUCUACCUCAAAGUCACGACAUCUCUGGCGCGCAGCAGCACUUGAAGAAGGGCGCAAUCAGGGAACUCCACUGGCACCGAGUGGCUGAGUGGGGAUUCGUGUACAAGGGACGCAUCACCGUCUCUGCUGUCGACGAGGACGGCAAAUAUCAGGCCGAAGAGCUGAACUACGGUGACGUCUGGUACUUUCCCAAGGGUGUUGCCCACACGGUUCAGGGCCUUGAAGACGACAACGAGUUCCUCCUUGUGUUUGACGAGGGCGACUUUGACAAGGUCGGAACCACGUUCAAUAUCGACGACUGGCUGGCCCAUACCCCCAAGGAUAUUCUGGCCCGAAACUUUGGAGUUCCCGAAUCCGUCUUCGACAGACUCCCCUCACCCAAUCCAUACAUACUGAACGCCACCGUCAGCGAGAAGAAUGUCACCGGCGCCGUGACCCCGGUUGCAUCGGGGAAUAGCUCCUUCGUUUACCGUACCUUCCAGCACACUGCUGAGAAAGUUGGCGGCCAGGGAGGCGAGCUGCGCAAGAUCGACUCGACCAAUUUCCCCAUUUCCAAGACCAUCGCAGCUGCACUUGUGACCCUGAAGCCCGGUGGCCUGCGGGAGCUUCACUGGCACCCAAACGCUGAAGAAUGGCUAUACUUCCACCGGGGGACAGGCAGAGCCACGGCAUUCAUUGGCAGCGCGAAUGCCAGAACAUUUGAUUUCAGAGCCGGUGAUACUGCCGUCUUUCCCGACAAUGCCGGGCACUACAUCGAAAACACGUCCAAGACAGAGGAUCUGAUUUGGAUUGAGAUUUACAAAUCUGAUCGCGUCGCCGACAUUCCCCUCACCCAGUGGCUCGCUCUGACACCUCCGGAUAUUGUGUCCCAGGCGCUGAAGGUCCCGAUUGAGUUUGUCGAGAAACUCAAGAAGGAGAAGCAAACCUUUGUCGAGUAG
Molecule: messenger RNA, 1236 nt
Organism: Metarhizium album ARSEF 1941
Lineage: Eukaryota; Fungi; Ascomycota; Sordariomycetes; Hypocreales; Clavicipitaceae
Product: Bicupin, oxalate decarboxylase/oxidase
Exons: 6
Coding region: 1-1236 (411 amino acids)
Biological process (GO): oxalate metabolic process
Cellular component (GO): cell wall
Source: RefSeq, a predicted model, not a curated record